Messenger RNA from Colletotrichum truncatum, 2427 nucleotides. RefSeq names its product nima interactive protein. The record is from RefSeq and is a predicted model, not a curated record. NCBI's taxonomy places the organism in Eukaryota, Fungi, Ascomycota, Sordariomycetes, Glomerellales, Glomerellaceae.
AUGGCAGACAACGAUAACCUUUGUACAGCAUCUCUGUACAUCAACAACCAAUUGCUAUCGCGAGGCCUUCUCCGCGAUGGCCAGACCAUCAACUUUGCCGACCCGGAGGACAAUCCGGGCGGCGUGGAGGCCACCAUGGGCAAGAUCAUGAGCAUAGUCAAUGACUUGAUCCUGCGCCGAGACCGCGACGCCGAACACCGCGAGAAUCUCUCGGCAACUCUGCGAACCAUCCGAGCAGAGAACCUCCGUUAUACAAACGAUAUUGCACGUCUCUCCGAGAAGCACACCGAAGCUCAGCGAAAGGUCGACAUCAGCGAAGCCACCGAGAACGCCCUACGCACCCAGCUCAAGUCGGCCGAUGCUGCUGUACGCGGCCUCAAAGACGAGGUAGCUCGUGCCAAGACCCUCGUCGCCCAAACACGCGCCUCGUGCGCGACGGAAGUCCGCCGUCGUGAUCGUCAGAUUGACGGUUUGAAGAAGCAGCUUGGAGACGCUGGACGUCCUCGCGGUACCGCAAAGAGUUCUGCAGUCACCGUUAUCAGCGUUGUCGCCGGCGAGGGCGAAGACAAGAUAUCACCCAAGCGGGGUGCCAGGGCAACCGCUAAUACCGACGACUCCGGCUACGACCUACGAAAGGAGACGAAUGAAUUCCUGACUGAGCUUGCCCACAAUCUGAGCGAAGAAAAUGAGUCUCUGCUGUCCCUCGUGCGACGGACCACAAAACGACUGCGUGAGAUGAGCGGCUGCGAUGUCAGGGCGAGCCAAGGAGAUGGUCACGCCGUGACUCUGGCCACGGCCGAGGAUAUGGCCACCGAGCUUGACGCUAUUCUGGAGCACCUCCGAUCUAUUCUUACGAACCCUUCAUUUGCCCCUAUUGAGGAAGUUGAAAUUCGUGAAGAGGAGAUUGCCCGCUUGCGCACCGGUUGGGUCAAGAUGGAGAACCGCUGGCAGGAGGCCGUCCACCUAAUUGACGGUUGGCGUCGGCGCAUGGCAGUCGAUGGAAAGCCUGUAAACAUGGAGGAGCUCAAGAUGGGUCUCCGUCUUAGCCCUGUUCGCGUGCGCGAUGUCGAGGAGACUCAACAGGGAGGUAUGGACAUGCACGAGCUCUCCUGUGUCCAAGAAGAAUGCACCGCCGAUUUUGAGGAAGAGCAAGAAGAAGGAGGCGAAGAGGAGGAAGAAGACGAGGAGGAGGUGAUGAUGCCUGAGUCUCCAUGCCCAGCUCCUCAACGAGUUGAAUCCCUCCACCUCGUGCCAGCGGCGCAGCGCGACAACGCGGGCCCUCGAGAAGUUCAGUAUGAUGAUGUGGAGAACCAAAGCGACUAUGAGUCCAGCAUUUAUGAGGAUGUCGACGUAGAGGAACUCGAUGUUGAAGAGCCCAACGUUCAGAUUCUCCAGCAGUCUACGGCAUACCUUAGCUCUCCUCCUCUCCCUCCUGCUCCUCAACUGAGCCCUCUCCGCGACUCGUCUUCGGCCGGUAACCGAGACGCGCGACCCCGCCGAGAGAAGGUAGGGGAUUUUACCACCAUCACUGAGGAGAAGACACGGGAGGUGCGUGCUGCUGAAGUCGCACCGAAGCCGCCACCGCACUUGACGCAGCUCCCACGAUCCCCUCAGAAGCCUUCGUACCCGGUUGACGACCGCUCUCGCACCACCUCGGCGGCAUCGAUUGCUUCUGAUUCGACUCACAAUGGAGCUCCUCUCAAGACACCUACCGAGUCUCCUCCUCCCUCUGUGGACCAGACCCCCACGAUCCGCAAGCUCCCCAAGGCACCUCGUCUGGUAGCAGCAGCAGCACCACCGCCGCCAGCAGAACAACAGUCCCCAACCGCCAAUGCCCGCAAGUUCUCCGAGGAGAGCAAUGGGAGCAACGUCAGCAACGACGGCCCACCCCCGGGCCCUGCAACCCAACCCAAUGGCACCAAAACACCAGCUCGCACGCCGUUGCGCCGCGUUCCCUCACGCCUUCCCCUGCCACGCCCCGCUGAGCAGCAACCUCAGCAGAGCCCUCUGACGAUGGCAACAAUUGCCGCCAAACUUGCCGCAUCAGAACGCGAAGCCGACGCUGCUCGUGUCCGCGCCAAGCUCAAGGCGGCUCGAGGGGGCGCAAGCAAGACGACCGCGCCGCCGCCACAGCAGCAGCAGACUACACAGGCCAUGCCUCCCCCUCCACCAGAGACCAUCGUUGCCGUCCCCCCGGAACCUCAACAAUCUAACGACACGACUGCUGCCCCAGAACAAAAUCAAGACCUGGAUCCCGUCAAGCGAGAUCCUCCUCAAGACGAGGAACAGCCGCUUCAGCCAGCAAAGCGCAAGCGCGACAGACGCGUGAGCAAGGUUGUUUCGAGGAGAAGGAGCACACUCAGUCCCUGGGAGAUGGAGAGUCUUAUUUCGGGCAGCGUCGCCGUUCCCCCGUCACCGGCGCGGUAA